UCCACCCUUCCGAUUGAUGGCCUGGACUUGAACUUCACUCCCUCCUCUCCUCGCCUGCCUCGCCUCGCCUCACCUCACCUCACAUCACCUUGCACUCCAGCCCGCCCUCGCACCUCGCGGUAUACACCAGCUUGCCGCCCGCAGAGCCGCCAUACCCUCCCUCCGUUCCUUGCUCUGCUAACCACUUGCUAACCGCUGACGCAACGGGGCCUGGCGCUGCGGCUGUUCUUCGCAUUCAUCGCGACCCCCGCCCAUACCUGCUUAGACGUCAGUCAGUCAGUCAACCCAGCCGCCAUCACGCUGUCCACCCAGCCAGCACCACCGCCAGCAAUCUCCUGUCUGUCCGGCGCAAACUCUGCUGGCUCGUCCCGGUCCAGAGCGCCGCCCUCGACGCAUUCGCUGCCUGCAGCCGUCUGCCCUGCCCUACCCUGCUCCUCGCCUGAAUCAGUCCACGACUGCCCAACCACGCCGUCUUCGACACGCCUCCCCAGGCUUCCCACACUUCUGCCCAGCCUCACGAUUCGGCAUGCACCGUGAGGAUUGAUCGCCGUCACAGCUGAAUUCGCUGUACCAAAAUAUCGUGGUCCCACUCCGGCCCUGUGAAUAUGGAGCAGCAGCAGCAACCGCCGCCGCCGCAACAGCAGUGGACCGCCUACUCCGAAUCACCAGCAGCCCGCCAGGCGCGGUACGCUCCCCACACCAUGGCGACCCCCCAACAAACCUCGCGCGACCCCAGCAUGCAACCCCAGCUCAAGCAGGACCCUUACGCCUCUCCCACUCAGUUGUCGCGCACAAAUUCCAUGGCGAGUGCAAUGGCCGUGGCAUCGCCUAGCGCUUCCCAGAGCCGAGGCCUCGACUACAAUGAUGGGGACGGCGACAUCAAAAUGGAGGACGCCGACCCGUACAAGCCCAAAUACCCCCAGAGUCGCGCGAACCACCAGCACAGAAGCUCCCAGCAGUUUCUUCAGCAGGUGCAGCACGAAGAGAGCAGUGCUGCUCGGAGAUAUUCACCCAUGAAUCUCUCGCCAACCUCUCCGUAUACUGCUGCGACCACGCAACAGGGCGGGCCAAAUUACACCAGCUUCACCCCUCAGCAGCAGGUCCAGCCCAAUCGUCAGAGCCCGACGCGUAACAAUCCCUACAUAUCUCCGCCGAACAGCUACUAUUCCCCUCCAACUUCGAGGCCUCAUGCCCCUCAACUACCGCCGAUACAAUCCAACAUGAGCCCCGAUACCUUUUAUCCGCAGUCCGCUACUGCACAGCUCAAUGCGGUUUAUAACAGAGAUGCGCGAUCCCCACGGUCGGCAAACCCCAACAACCAGCAGCAGCAGCAACAAUUGCCCCCGAUUGGGUAUGGGCCUGUGCCAAAGUUUGAUAAUUGCACCAAUACUGCCGAUCUCCAUCCCAAGAUCAACACCCAACCAUUGUUUCGCCGUGCUGCCCCUGAAGGUGGUUUCAUCAGCCCCCUACAAGCCCUUACAUCUCAUCUCCCAGCGACGUACCGGAUAUGCAAUCCUAGCUUCAAAUACGAAUCUUCGCGCAACCCGCGUCGUGUGCUGACGAAGCCGAGCAAAGGGGUAAAGAAUGAUGGCUACGAUAACGAAGACAGCGAUUACAUACUCUACGUGAAUGAUAUCCUGGGAUCAGAAGAUGCCGGUCACAAGAAUCGAUACUUGAUUCUGGAUGUCCUGGGACAAGGAACUUUUGGGCAGGUGGUUAAGUGUCAGAAUCUGAAGACACAGGAAGUGGUGGCAGUCAAAGUCAUCAAGAAUCGAACUGCUUACUUCAAUCAGAGUAUGAUGGAAGUUUCGGUUCUUGACCUGUUGAACAAACAAAUGGACAAGAAUGAUGAUCACCAUUUGCUGAGGUUGAAGGAUACUUUCAUCCAUCGACAGCAUCUCUGUCUUGUUUUCGAGCUUCUCAGCGUCAAUUUGUAUGAGUUGAUCAAACAGAACCAGUUCCGUGGUCUUUCAACAACCUUGGUCCGCGUGUUCGCGCAGCAACUGCUCAAUGGUCUUUCUUUGCUGGGCAAGGCAAAAUUGAUACAUUGCGAUCUGAAACCCGAGAACAUUUUGCUGAAGAACCUCGAGUCCCCGAUUAUCAAAAUCAUCGAUUUUGGAUCUGCGUGCGAUGAGCGACAGACAGUAUACACGUACAUUCAAUCACGAUUCUAUCGAUCCCCUGAAGUGUUACUGGGUCUUCCAUACUCAGCGGCAAUCGACAUGUGGUCGCUCGGCUGUAUUGUGGUCGAGCUGUUCCUGGGACUUCCUCUGUUCCCUGGGUCGUCUGAAUACAACCAAGUUGCAAGAAUAACUGAAAUGCUCGGAUUGCCUCCGACGUGGAUGCUUGACAUGGGUAAACAGUCUGGGGAAUUUUUCGAAAAGACACACGAUGAAUACGGCAGGAGAACUCACCGGUUGAAGUCGAUGGAGCAGUACUCACGAGAGCAUGGGACCAAGGAACAGCCGAGCAAGAAGUACUUCUCUGCUACGACACUCCCCGAGAUCAUCAAGAAUUACGCGAUGCCUCGGAAGAAUAUGAAACCGAACGAGAUUGAGCGAGAAAUGCAAAAUCGAUAUGCGUUCAUUGAUUUUGCUUCCGGGUUACUGAAUCUCAACCCUCUCGAGCGAUGGACACCAAGUCAAGCGAAGCAACACCCGUUCAUCACACAGCAAAAGUUCACCGGUCCUUUCGUUCCACCAAUGGCAAUGCGAUCGGGAUCCAGCCGGUCGCCGGCUCCUGGCGUGCAAGAGCAGCAGCGGUAUGAGGGCAUGAGCAAACAGCGCCAGCAAGCUCAACAGGCCCAGCAGGCAGCUGCCGCCCAGCAGCAAGCUCAGCAAGCGGCUCAAAAUGCUGCGUAUACCAACAUGCAGAUGAACCAGUACGCUGCACAAAACGCACAUGCGCAGGCGCCCAACAUGUAUAACAACAUGUAUACGCCGAAUCAGCAGGGAGCGCCUCCACCGUAUCCAGCCCAACAACCUGCGUACAAUCAGCCAAUGGGCAUGAUGCAGCAGCCUCAGCAACCACAGCAAGCGCAAAGGCAAUACAACCAACCUCAAAACCUCUAUGCUCAAGCAACAACGCGUGCAGGAAGGCAACGUGCAUCAACUAUGGACCAGCAGCAACAGUCUGGUAUUCCGCCGGCGCUUCAAAGGGUCAUCAGCCAUCUGGACCCGAAUGCACCCAUUCGCUUGCAACCUUCACCGGCCUAUUAUCCCCCGCCGCCUGAAGGUGCGCCAGACAACACGGCGAAUGCCGCUGCUAGGAGACGGGGUUCGAGAACAGGCCAGAACCAAAGAAAUUUUGUCCGAACACUUGAAGACCGAACCCUCGAGGAAGGUUUCAUGAGUCAGCAACAUGGCUGGCAAUGA
Molecule: messenger RNA, 3374 nt
Organism: Periconia digitata
Lineage: Eukaryota; Fungi; Ascomycota; Dothideomycetes; Pleosporales; Periconiaceae
Source: the annotation of a GenBank genome assembly